UUCCCCAGGAAGAGCUGGAAGAAGUGGCCAGGGAGAGGGAAGUCUGGGCCUCCCUUCUGAAGCUGCUACCCCUGCGACCCAACCCCGGAUAAGAGGAAGAAGAUGGAUGGAUGGAUGGAUGGAUGGAUGGAUAUAUAUACGGAUAAAUACUGUAUAUAGCGAUGGUGAAAUUAGUCUCUGAUUUACAGCUUAUGUUUGUAUUAUUAAAACAUGUGGACGUCUUUUGGCCACAUGGAAUUCAAAAGGUUCACUUUUUUAAAUUGGUUUGAGUUUUAGGAAAUAUGUAAAUAUAAAAUGAAUGGAGGUAACUACAGAACUAGCCAGAGUUAUAAUAAAAUGCUUUAAAUCAACACGUACACAUCUAUUAGAAUCUAUUAAACAAUUGGAUUUAAGUCUAGGCUUAAAUCCAGUUGUAUGUUUGUAGUAAGUCUUGAAAGAUUAUUUUCAUAGGUGAUCUCCAACCAGUCUGCCUGUUGUUGAGCGGGAAGAUGGGGCAAAGUGAAAUGUUACCUGGUGAAGAAAGCUAAACCCACCAUCACACAGUGGAACAUGGUGGUGGCAGCAUUAUGCUGAGAGGAUGCUCUCCUUCUGCAGGGGUGGAGUUGAUGAGAAGCUGCAGUCCUGUCAUAAAAGCUGUUUGAGUCAGCAAACCACGUGAGAGUGUGGCAGAAGUUCACCUUCUGUUUUGGUUUAUCACAUAAACUUUAUUGAACUUUCAGUGAAAAAGAAAUUUAAUAAAAUGUGCAAAAUUUCAAUGGUAUCAAUACUUUCACACAAAACUGUGACACCUACACUGUUGGUCUUUAUAACUGGACUCUGUGUUACAUUAGCGCUGAGGUUAUUGAUUGCAUCCGGCGCUCUGCUGCAGAAAGGCCAGGAACCUGCUGGCGGAGAGGCGGAUAUGUAAGCUCUUUGUCCUUUCUUUGUCCUCACACCGUUUUCAUCCCUUCUAUACAUUCGCUCUUCUUCGCCCUCCUCCCUUCCAUUUUCAGAGCAUCUCCUCUGUCUCCUCUGCCUGCUCUGCCUCGUCUCUUGCAGGAAACUCGACAGCUUUGAACAAUGCAAGGUAGGGCGUGUUUGUGAAAAAGCUGCUGCUUUAUCUUGUUUGUGGCUGCAGAGACACUUUGCUGCAGCAUGUUGUGCAAACUCAUGAAGCUGCAGAUUUGAACACGUUCUGCGUUUUCAGAGUUGAACUACAGCAGGGGUGGAGCUGCCCUGGUGAUUUCAGUGGACAAGUUGUUUUCAAACAGGAAAUGCAGCCUGGACGAAAUUAAAAGAAGACGGAAGACUACCGAUAUUUAUUCAGGCCUGGGACUGAGAGACCCAAUAAUGGACCCGAAUGAAGAGGAGUGUGAGGACCAUGAAGUGGGUUCCUGCAUCUGUGUCCUUGAUUGGACGGAGUGUUCAGCCCCUAACUCACAGAGAAACACUACGCACACAUCAGAUUGGCUAGCUUCAUCACGAUUUUGUUUCCUACAACUCUUCUGUCCCAUAUCGGAGCUCAAUGGACAGCUAAGGUUUUUAGAUCCUGUCAUCAAAGGUUUACCAAGCCAGGCCAACCAGGAAGGUACCACUUUCCAUAUGGCGGACAUUUUUUAUUGGAUUAAAAACUUUUUGAAUGAAGCAACCCAGCAGCAUGCCAUCGUCAUGGAUUCCUUCAACAGGCUCAUCAUUCUUUCUGAUAAUUAUAUAACUACAAAUAAAUUAUGCCACGUUUACGGCUCUCGGAAUUUGAGGACAUUUAUUAGACAUAGAGGAAGUUCUGGAAGAAAUAGCAAGAUGUCUGCUGUAAAACACGACAACGCCCAAAGAUCUUUUUGUCUCAAGACGAGCGGCGAGGACGAAGACAGGGACAGCUUAAGGACGUGGAACCCUGAGAUCCGUCAGAAAACCCGUCAAAACGACAAUCAUUCACAAAGACCAUGGAGGAGGAGUAAAAGUGAGAAAAUGAAAAUAAAGAAAAGUGUUUCCUUUGAAGAGGACGUCAUCGUCUACCUGUUUGAUCAGGAAACACCCACUCUCAAGCUGCCUUCAGAACCCUCCACAUCUCCGCCAUUCCAUUUUCCCAGCAUCCAGUCUGAUGUUAUGUCAGAGGACAAUGGGUUGCAGUGGGAAGAUGACUUCUCAGCGUUGGAGUGUGCUCAACCCUCUGGCAUCGUGUCCCUGCCGACCAAGAGCUGGACUUCUCAGACCAGGCCAGAGCUUUGCUCUCUGGCCCAAACUUGCCUGUUCCUCACCUAUGUCACUGAGUCAGACCUUGAACUAUGACACAAAGUGACUUUUAUAAGUUGGGAGACUUGGUUGGAGACUGUGAGGUGAGAGGAAGCAGCACGAUGAAGUCCAAAGAGAAGGCAGUGAGACCCUCCAGGAGGCCCUGGUCCGACCCGGAGCCGGAGAACGAACCGGACACAGAGCCGGGCUCCAGCGAGCAGGAGGGCUCGGAGGCCUCGGUCCGGAUCGGCGGCUCCUGGAGGGGCUCCCUGAGGAGCCGGGACGGCAGGCGCCGACAGGGAGGAGGAGGAGCAGGUGGGGGAGGUGGGCGGCGGCGCAGGAUGUACGGGUCCAGCACCAAGGAGCGCAGCAUCCGGAGGCUGGAGAGCAACGAGCGAGAACGCCAGCGCAUGCACAAACUCAACAACGCCUUCCAGGCGCUGCGCGAAGCCAUCCCACACGUGAAGAUGGACAAGAAGCUGUCCAAGAUCGAGACUCUGACUCUGGCCAAGAACUACAUCAAAGCCUUGACCACCAUCAUCGUGGACCUGUCGGGGGCCUGCCUGCCCGCUGAGGCAGGGCCCCCAGGGGCCAGGGCUGCCAGGCUGCUGCAGUGCUACCAGCAGCACCUGGAGGAGGAGGGGGAGGACGGCCUCACCCAGUACCUCACCCACAUGCAGAGCUUCGGCCAGGAAAGUUAACAGCCUGAGACUGUAAAAGGGUUUGGGACCAGGAGCCCCCUGCUGGAUGCGGCGCCCUACAACAACUGACUGCUGGCCCACAGAGCCUCGCAAAAGUUUUCAUACCUCUUGAACCUUUUCACAUUUUUUCAAGUCUCAACUCCAAGCUGUCAGGAAAUAAAUGAAAUAUAAAUAUUUAUUCACAUCCCUUUGUUCUGGUUCCCCAAAACAAAUCCCAGGUUUGUUCAGAAAUGAUCUAAUUAGCAAAGCCAGCCCACCUGUGUGAUGUUUGUUAUGAUCCUGUUUCUUUGACGAGAAAACAGAACCAUGGUGACCUUGGAACACAGCACGUUAAAAAACUAAAUGGCAAACUUUCCACAUCCCGCAAAGCUCUGUUAGGCAGCCCACCAGGAGGAAACGGAAAAAAUCUGAACACAAAUCUACCAAGAAAAAAGUGUUUUUUGAAAGAAAGUCAUAUGAAGUUCUGCUUGCAGUUUGGUACAAGCCAUAAAGGCAUGGGCUGAGCCAGGGGGUGGUGAAAGGUGGCCAUGGUGACGCCUGCUGUUCCCUUUCAAAACAGCUGGUGGCAGUAGUGAAAUAUGCUUAUACAGCAAAAAUGUAUAAAUAUAGGCAUAUACUUAUUCACUUCGAGAACAUUUUUUCUUUCUUUGGUAAAUUAGUUAGAAAAUAUAAAUGUUGUGCUCUAAAGUGGCUCAGUUUUUGCCCGCCCCCCCCAUGAGGGGCCACCCCUACGAAAAUUGUCUGGCUCCGCCCCUGCAUAUUGGAGACAUGUGGAAGAAGUUUCUCUAGUCAGAUAAGAACAAAAUGGAAUGUACUGCACAUCAUUCCUUGUUGACGUGGUGGCAGCAUGAUGCAGUGGGAAGGUUUUUUCCUUAGGAAGCUAAACAGAGCUGGUGGGAAGUAAAAAACCUUUUACGGCCUAAAAAAAGAGUUCAGCCUGGAGUGAAGGUCACCCUUCUAAAAGUACAGUGACCCCAAACCUACAGCCAGAGAUACAACAGCAUGACUUAGACUUAAAAACUGAUUCUUAUAAAUGCUCAAUCUCACCUCGAGCUAAUUUGAAAAUAAAAAUGAGAAAUAAUUUCAUUAUGUUCAUUUGUAAAAUGGUUAGACACACCGGAAAAGACCUGCAGCUAUAAUGGCAACGAAAAUGUAGUUCUACAAACUACUGAUUCAAGUGGGCCAAAUACAAAUGCACACCACACAUUUCAGAUUUUUACUAAUAAAACAGGUUAAAAAAGCCAUGCAUCAAUUCGACUUUGCAUUGGUCUGACACAUUAUUCUCAUAAAACGUACUGAAGCUUGUGGUUGGUAGUGACAAAAGUGGAAUUAAUUGUUCAAGAGAUGAGAACAUGUUUGCGAUGUGUUGUAAUCCUGUGAAACACACUGAGGUGGCCAGAGAAAAAGACUGCAGUGGACACCAGAGCAAAAUGUGAAGUGCUUGUAAAGACGAAGGGCUCAACCGACCUUUUGCUUUUUUUUUUGCUGUUUGAAAUGACUUUGUUCUCUUUUUCUACUAUCUUAUGAUCUCCCUGUGUGUAUGUGUGUGUUUUGUUAGGAAACUUGCUGAGUGUAAGCUUCUGGUCACAACUGUCACAGAAAGAAGAGAGAAAACGAGCAGCAGGUUUUUGUUGCACAAGAUCUUGUGAGACCCCGAUAAUCAACUAUGAUUAAGCUGAGAUGGCCUUUGCAUUUUCUGCAUCAUAAUCUGAUUGGCUAUGGUCAGCUUUAAAGUGUGUUUUGUUUUUCUUUAUUUUCCUCCUUUGUUUCCAUUUAUGCCAAAGUUUCUGAAAACAAAAAAAUCAGAAAAGAAGAAAAAAGCUGUUUGAGUAGUUGCUAUCAAUAAAACCAUUUAUUUAUUGACA
Molecule: messenger RNA, 4777 nt
Organism: Xiphophorus maculatus (southern platyfish)
Lineage: Eukaryota; Metazoa; Chordata; Actinopteri; Cyprinodontiformes; Poeciliidae
Gene: bhlha15
Product: basic helix-loop-helix family member a15
Exons: 6
Coding region: 2265-2912 (215 amino acids)
Molecular function (GO): protein dimerization activity
Source: RefSeq, a predicted model, not a curated record